UGGGAAUUCGCGUCGACCCUCCUUAUAGAUCUUGGUCUCCUUUCGCAAGAGCGGCGCCCCCCAGUGUUCGCAGAGCGGCAGCAUCAAGAAGCAGAUACUGUCUGAUAUUUCACCUUUUUCCUGGUUGGUUGGUUGCUGGGCUAUACAUACUUAUCCACACUCCUGUUUUAUCAUCACCUGGGUUUCCAAGGCUGGUGAGAGGAAGCUUCAAGGAGUAUUAUAUCUAGUGAAUAAAAAACACCUUGCAGAGCAGCAUUGGACAGAGAUCUUAUGAAGAAAGCAAGCGCCUGAAGAUCCGUGAAAUCUUUCUAACUUGUCUAGCACUUGGGAUUGUGCUUCCUAUCCACCCUCUGAAGAUGUCUCUGCAAAACCUCACACAGCCCACCUAUAUCCAACCACCCAAUAACUCAAGUGGUGGCUUACAAGGCUUGUUCAAUAUGGCGCAUGGUUUCUUGGGGAUCGUGCAACCCAACAGUUUCCCAAAAGAUCUCCUGAUUCACCUGAUCAAGCGUCAAGAUUUCCUUCAAGAUCAGGCAGUGUAUAAAGAGAUGCUCAAGUAUGAGACGGGCUUCCUGGUUUGUACCGCCAUUGGCCUUCUAUUCAUUGUCCUUGUGCCCCUCUUGGGCUUGUAUUUCUGCUGCUGCCGCUGCUGUGGACAUUGUGGGGGUUUUUUGUACCAGAAACAGAACAAGCACACUGCCUGCAAGAGGCGGACUCUUUUUUGGUCUCUGCUGGGUAUCACUGCUGUUCUUCUGGCUGGAGACAUAUGUGCGUAUGUCUGCAACCAACGUAUAUCCCAGGGUGUAGAGAGAAGUUUUGGCAUUUUUAACAAUACAGUGAACAACCUGAACAUUUAUCUGAAUUCUGUACCUCAGGAGAUUAGUGACAUCAUCAGCUCCAGUGUAGUGCCACUGAAUCAAGUCAAUAGCAGCCUGUUGAAUAUUAAUACUAUCUUGGGGAGCAAGAUCAAGGAGAAGCUAGGUGGACCAGCAGACAAAGCACUAGGUACUGCUGAGCAGCUUCUCCAAGACAUUCACAGUAUAGAAGAGAAACUCCAAAAGUUCAACCAGACUGGUGUUCGCUUGCAGGAAUUGCAAAUGGAGCUGGACCAAAACCUGACCCACCUGAGAACCGAGAUCAAUGACACUCUGAAUAGCUGUGGCAGCCUAUGUGGGAAAGUGUCCAUAGAGAACCUGGAGCCUGGGGCCAAGUUUGAUACGAUUCCUGAUGUCCAGCAUCCACUUAGUCUGAUAUCUGAUCUGACAAGGUCAGAUCCCAACAGCACUAUAAUAAAGGCAAGAAAUGCCCUGGAGAAAAUACCACAGAAAGUCUCUAAUCAAACCAAAAAGGAGGUGUCUGAGAUGCAGGAUCAGCUCUACCAUAUCAAGAUGGAAAUUAAUGCAAUCAGUGGUAACUUUUACAUGCUGAACUCACUGAAGAAUAUCUCUGGGCUCAUGGAUGAUGCUGUAAAGAUGGCAAAUGACUAUAAGCCAGUUGUGGUCAAUUAUGAUGGUUACAGGUGGGGCAUUGGCUUCUGCCUUUGCUGCCUGGUGUUUGUAAUAAUUGUAUUCAAUGUGUUGGGCCUUUUGCUUGGUGGCCUUGGGCUAGAUCCACAUGGGAUGCCUACCAAACGGGGAUGCCUCUCCAACACUGGUGGAAACUUCUUUAUGGCGGGUGUUGGAUUCAGCUUUAUAUUUUCAUGGUUGCUGAUGCUGCUGAUUCUACUGCUAUUUUUAGUUGGGGGCAAUUCAUACACAUUGGUCUGCCGGCCUUGGGGCAAUGGAAUUCUCCUCCAGUUUCUGGACACACCUGGAUUGUUUCCUCAAUUAAAUGUGAAAAAGCUUAUGCAACUGAAGGGUUCUGAUGUAAAUUUGACCAGCAUAUACAAGAACUGUGAACAAAAUGCACCCUUGUGGAGUACCUUUCACCUAGAUGAGAUCAUCUCCCUGAAUGACACCUUCAACAUCAGCAAGUAUACCCGAGACAUUGAUUCAACCUUGAAUAAAAUAAAUGUCAGUAUUGGGUCUAUUGAUCUUCUGGAUGAUGAGCAGAAACGCAGCUUGCAGAAACUGAGUUCAAAAGAUGGGCCUCUGAAUGUGGAUUUUAACAGUACUCUUGAACACCUUAACCAGAAUCUGACCAAAGAAGACCUGAAUGCCUUGGCUAAUAAGUUGGAAGAUUUGGCAAAAGAACGAGGUAGUGAUGCCAUAAGUAGUAAACUGCAACGUCAGGCUGAUGAGCUGAAGAUGAUCCAGAGAUGGAUAAACCUCAAAUUUCCUCCAGAAUUUCAAGUCCUGAAGAGAAGCAUCCAGACCCUGCAGAACUCCACACCUCGAAUUUCAAAACAGAUAAACUCCACGCUGUUGGAAAUAAAUGAGACCAAUUCAUUUAUAAAGCAUCAGACACAGGAAGUUAUAAAAAAUGAGACCAAGGCUUUUGUAUGGCGCGUGUUGAAUUACUUUGCCUCUUAUAUGAACUGGGCUCAGGAUGCUGUCAAAGGACAAGUGGGUCGCUGUGGUCCUGCAGCCUGGGCACUGGAUAGCAUGAAUACUGUUGUCUGCAAUUACAUCGUUGAUUCUUUGAAUGCCUUCUGGUUUAGUCUGGCCUGGUGCACUGUCUUUCUGUUGCCAAGUAUCAUCUUGGCUGUGAGGCUUGCUAAGUUUUAUCGUCGAAUGAAGAUCGAUGACAUAUAUGAGGAUGAGAUUAUGGAAAACUUUGAACUAUCAAGGCAAAGCAUGUUCAAAAUGCCCCGGGCUGAACUGAGGAAAUAACACCUCCUUUUUCAACAUUCCAUCUCUUAGCAGCUAUGAAGAUGACAAACAAUGGUCUAGAGAAUUUUUGGAUUUCUUUUGACAGUGUGGAGUAUGUAAAAUUUGCCACAAUUUUUCCCUGAAAAAGUUUGUAAUAUGGCAGCAACUUUUUCCCUACAGGAGAGACUAUUGUGCCAUAAGUCCUGUGACAUGGAAGUUUACUUUGACUGUGUGCUCAGGGUAUUGAGAGGUUAGGCUUGCAGUCUUUAUGCUGUCAUUUCUACAGGAAAGACUCCUGAUAACUCAGGCGGUUUCAAAGUCCUUAGAUUUCAGUGCCUGAUAUCACUGCGUGCUACUGAAUUACCUUACAGACCCCAAUAAGCAGUUGAAAUUGUGCUAGAGGGAGGGAGAGAGAGAGAGAAGGGCAUUGUGUGAAGAAGUUUCUUCUGCUUCAAGUCAAUCUGUUUGUGUGGCACAGUUAAGAUGAUGGACACUGGCCUAGAAUGAAUUUAUAAUCAUGAGAACAAGAAACGUGACAGGCAACAUAGCAAAACUUCUUUAAUUCUUUGAACCUCAGCAGUCCUCUGCUGUGUUCAAAUCUAGAAAUCUUUGCUUAAUUAAGUUGAAUUACAAAUGGUGCCUUGCUGGAUCAAAUCAAAAUCCAUACCUACUCCAAAAAUUGACACUCCGGAAGAGAAAAAUAUGAGCCAUAAUGAAAUGCUACUGAGAAGUUCUACUAAUCUGUGUGUCAGGAAGAAUGAAUUGCCUUAAAUUUUUAGAGCAUUUUCCAGAUUUUGUGUCUGGUUGCUUCAUUAUACCACUGCAAUCUACAGUCAUGUAUGGUUCUCUUUCCCCCUUCCUCACAUCCUCCAAUACUUGAUUUGCGUAUUUUGGGCAUUUUAUACCCUUCUCCUCUAAUAUUGUUGAACCAUGAAAAGGUGUUUUGCCAGAAGUGUGGUUCCUUCAUGCGGUAGGGAAAAUGUUAAUAGAAUUAGGUAUUGCUUAUUAAAGAAUUAGUAGAAAAGGAUGCAUUUAGAUUAAUACAAAAUGAAGAUGACUCCAAUAAUAGGGAUGAUAUAACCAUUUGGAAGAGGAAUAAUACAAGGCUUCUAUUCCUUUUAGAUUAGCCUUAUCUGACCUGGGGCACUCCAGAAGUGAGGAAUUAUAACUGACAUAAUUCUCAGUCAGUAUAACCACAACAUUGGAAAUUUGCAGUUUGGGGAAGGACUGGACUAGUAGCAGAACAUAUUGUUUUUUUUAUUGAGUUACAGACUCAUUAAUCCAGAGUAUAGCGUAUGAACUAAUUGUGCAACAUGCUGGUCUGAAUGUAACAUUACAAAUAUUUUGAAGUAUUGACUGUCAAGAGGGUAGGUAGACCAUGUGUUACUUAAACUUUUUGUUGUCCCAUCUGCGUAUAAAACUUUCAAAGAAUCUCAUUUGUAUUUAUAAUAAAAUUUCAAUCAGAUUCUGCACAGUAGCAGAAACUUUUUUAUGCACUUACCAUUACUGUACAAGUGACAGUAACAAAUGAAAUCCUAUUGAUCAAGGAAAUAUGAAAACAUUACAUAAAACAACACUUUCUUGGCUCCUGAGGGGGAGGCCUCACAUUCCCAAAUUUACAGAGCAACAAACAUGCAAAUAAUUAGUAACACACUGUCACUUUCACUUACUCCUAGGACAUUAACAGUGGCCUUUUUCUAAAAUUAUCCACAACUCCAUCUCUCUCUCCCCUAAAGAGUUUAAGAAAAAGCUUUUAUGAAAACCUACAACAAAUGGGAAGCAAUUUGACAUUAUUGUUGUCAUGCUAUGAAUCACUUAGCACAGGCCUGUAGUUUUCCCUAGCAGCUCCACUUUAUCAAACUUAAUGGAAAUAAGACAGAAUGCAUAAAGAUAUUUUCAAUUGCCUGGAUUUUGUAAUUUCUAAUUAAAAAUUUACUUGAUUAUAUGAAGAAAUGAAAAGGAAUAAAUAAUCUAGAGUGAAAAUAAUUAUACCACUCUUCUCCCUCUCCCCAAUUGCUUUACC
Candoia aspera is the source of this 4773-nucleotide messenger RNA. RefSeq names its product prominin-1-A-like. The coding region runs from base 357 to 2771 and encodes 804 amino acids. Gene Ontology annotation, cellular component: apical plasma membrane; cilium; microvillus. The record is from RefSeq and is a predicted model, not a curated record. Lineage: Eukaryota; Metazoa; Chordata; Lepidosauria; Squamata; Candoiidae. The transcript is spliced from 25 exons. Gene Ontology annotation, molecular function: cholesterol binding.